Molecule: messenger RNA, 690 nt
Organism: Acaulospora colombiana
Lineage: Eukaryota; Fungi; Glomeromycota; Glomeromycetes; Diversisporales; Acaulosporaceae
Source: the annotation of a GenBank genome assembly
AUGCCGCUAUCCUUCAAUCCCAAUAGACUUAAAGUUCAACUCAAGUUAGCCAUAAAUCGUCUUAAGUUGACUCAACAAAAGAAAAAUUCUAUGAAUAAGCGUGCGCGUAAAGAAAUUGCUGCAUUGCUUGAAAACAAUAAGGAAGAGAGUGCGAGAAUACGGGUUGAAGGUAUUAUUCGAGAAGAUUAUUAUAUUGAAGCAAUGGAAAUGUUAGAGCUUUAUUGUGAACUUUUGAUGGCAAGAUUUGGAGUCUUAGAACAAAUGAAUACUGCAGAUCCAUUCCUGGUUAAUAGAUAUCUUGAAGAGAUUGCAAAAUCAUAUAAUGUUAAUUGGAAAUUGAGUGAGGAUAUGGAUGAUUCAUUAGUUUCGAUAGGUUUAUCAUUCGAUUCAAAAAUUUCUAACAAUAAAUUGGAGCCAUUUACUGCCUUGCCAGAUAUGGAUUUAUUGAUGUCUUUAAAUGAUGAUACCGAUGGAGAGAAUAAUAACUCGAAUAAUAAACCCACACCAACGUCAGGAUCUUGUCAGGGUGUUUCCAGUUUUGUACCCCCUGAUAAUCAUGAUAAUAAACUCAGUAAUUCGUCAUCUUCACUGAUCGAUGAUCAACCUAGCAUUAUUAAUGGUAGUGAUGUUCCACCACCUUAUUCUAAAAACGAUAAUCAAAAGGACGAUUUGCCUGAUUUUGAUGAAUUA